CAAGGGACGUCAUAGCCGUCCGAUACAGAUACAUGACCAUCCUGAAGAUGAUUGCUUUUUACAGCCGUCCGAUACAUACGCCGCCACUCCUGACCGUGCCAGUGCCGCACACCGGCCACCGCGUUCCUCUCCAUCUCCCCAUUCUUGGCUUCUUGCUCACGAUUCUCCCGCGCCAAUACCUACUAGGGCUUCCCUCGGCCGGCUCUCAAGGACGAAGCGAGGGACGAAGCGAGAAGGUAACAAUCUUGAUUACCAUCCCCCACUUCGUUUACUUCUCGAAUCCAAUCGCAAUCUCGCGAUUUCUUGCCGAAAUCAUCACCCCCUUCUCGUCUUGGAUGCAACGCUUCCAAGCAAAACAACGAGAUUUAGUGAAGUAACCCCUGAUGAGAAGCGUGAUUUCUUGUGCCGGACGAUCUAUUUUGUGAAAUCGCGCUGCUUUCCGGGCUUUUGUGGACAUGGUGGACACGGACUUGAAGGGCGAUACGAUCAGCGAGCUUCCGGAUGCCGUCCUCCACCAAAUCUUGUCGUUUCUCUCGACGAGAGAGGCCGCGAGGACCAGCGUCCUGUCGACGCGGUGGCGGCCCCUGUGGUCUGCCGUCCCCUCUCUGCACUUCUACCAAGAGGAGUUCCCCCGGCGGGAAUCGUUGCUGGAGCUCGUGGAAGGGGCAUGGGCCGCCCGUGACGCCGACGUUACCAUAAGCACCUUCCGUCUCGUGGUGUCGGAGAACAUCGACCGUUGCUAUGUCCGCAGAUGGCUGGAGAACGCCGCAGAGAGGAACGUGGAGGAGGUCGAGAUCGAGGUGUCCGUCGGCAGUGGCGACGAUGGCAGCGGCAUCGUGCCGGACUACCUCCUCCGAUGCCAGUCGCUCCGCAGCCUGAAACUGGUGUUGCCGCUAUGGAAGGUGGUAUUUGACGACGGUGCCGUCGGUCCUGGCAGCCUGACGACCAUGCAUCUGAAGGGGAUCCAGUCUUGCAAGUCCUCCUUGGGCACGCUGAUCUCCAGCUGCCCGGUACUUCAGGAGCUGCGCUUGGAAGAUUGCUACUUUGACUUGCUGAAGAUUACUGCAAACGAGCUCAAGUGGCUGACGGUGUCUCGCUGCAUCUUCGACGCCUACAACGAGGUCGUGAUCUCAACUCCAAAGCUUCUAUCGUUCCACUACACUUCCGGGAAAGCACAGGGAUGCUUCAUUCGCGACAUGGCCAAUUUAGUCGAUGCAAGCAUCGUUCUUUUCAAUCUGAGUCUUCAGAAUUCAAGUGUUCGAGCAUGGAGUGUCAGUGAGAUCUUCAAGGGUCUUUCACAUGCAAGCUCCCUAACGAUUACAUAUCUGGGGAAUCAGCAGCUCUCUGUGGAGGAACACCUACAAUAUUUGCCUAUAUUUCUUAACCUCAAGUACCUCAGAUUAAACAUCUUGUUCUCCAGGGAGUGCAUGGAAGCCAUCGCCUACAUGCUGAAGCACAUGCCUGAUCUGGAGAUUUUGGUGGUACACAAUGAGCUGGUGUGGUACUCCAUAAUUGAAGAACACAUAUGGUGGACAUCAAAAGAGCUUACCGGUGGAAUGCUGAAUCGACUCAAGGAAAUCCAGCUAGGGAACUUUGGAUCGAGCAACCAUGAGACUGAGUUCAUUGAAUUUUUGGUGAAGAAUGGAAGGAUAGCACAAGAUCACGAUGGAUCAUCACUCCAUCAAAAGUAAUAGCCAGCUUAGUCCUGUUUCGAGCAAGCUGAUACACAUUGCCUGAUUAAUUAAACGUGGUUGGAUGAAUUUAGUCUUGUCAAUGUUUCUCAUCCUAUAUUUUCCAAAUUCGUGAAAACAGUGACUCCUUUUUCUCUUUUGGAGUAAAAGAGGAGAAAAUAACAGCUUACCGUGAGCUCUGCUGUUCUUGGCUAUCUCACAGUACAAGCAGCGCCGCCCGGGUCUCUACUGCAGCGAUGAAUUCUUGGAUGCUCCUGUCAUCUUCUCGUAGAGGGAGCUGUGAACAGGACGAGCUUUGUCGUUGCAGUGGGUGGAGUAAUGCCCUUGUGCGAGUUUGGAGUGACUUUUUGACAAGCGUGUGGAGUGGUAUGCUUUGUCUGUUUUCUAAAAAGUGAUCGAAGUAUUUGAACUUUAUAUUUA
Messenger RNA from Musa acuminata subsp. malaccensis (wild Malaysian banana), 2111 nucleotides. Its product is annotated as F-box/FBD/LRR-repeat protein At4g00160. Gene Ontology annotation, molecular function: protein binding. The record is from RefSeq and is a predicted model, not a curated record. Lineage: Eukaryota; Viridiplantae; Streptophyta; Magnoliopsida; Zingiberales; Musaceae.